AUGGCGGCUUCCGCCUCUGCGACCACCCCAGAAGGUCGCCGUAGACGUACGACAGGAGAUCCAGAAGAACAACGACUGGUAACGGUUAAAGCACCAGUGGAUGUGGAUGGGACCCAAGUAUUGAUUUCUGUUGGAAGGGCUAUUUUAGCUCGAGCUUUCUUCAUCAUCCACUCAUUGACUACGAUUUGGCAGACAGUGACGAUAGAAGGAAGAGAUGGAGUCUGGGGUUUUGCGUUGCUUUCACUACUCAUCGUCUUUGAGGGAUCCUAUACAAUUAUCAUGCGUGCUGGCGAUGAACGAAAAUGGUUUUGCACCUCUCUUUUGCUCUACAUCGUAGCUACAGCACCGCCAAUAUGGCUACUCGAAACGAAGAUGUGUGAGUGGAGAAGAGAGUUCGAAUUGCAUGGGGAGAGCAAAAUCCGCAUUGGUGGAGCUGAGGAAGAGCUUCGUCUUCAACUUCUCGAACAGCUCCUAUUAGUAGUGCUUAUUAUCGGAAGAUGGCUCCUUCCAAAAGGAGAUAUCAGUCGCGAGCAAUUGUCACAAAUCUUACUUGCCUAUCUGGCGAUCUCCUCCGAUAUCGUCGAGUUUUUCGAUGUCUUCAAGGAGAAGCCUGUUUAUAACAAUGUCGGAGUCCAACAAAUCGUGCUAGCUGCCUGGACGCUUAGUCUUUUACAAUUCCCAUUCGUGCUCACAGUCAGUCGAGCUCGAAAGAUGAGGGUUGCUAUCACAAAAACUUAUGAAGAGCUGAUACUACCAACAAGACCGCCUAAUUUCUGGGAGAUCAUCUAUGAUGUCGACAUAUGGGCAAUCGUACUGGCUAACGCUUUGCAAGACAUUCCAUUCCUCAUGGUUCGUCUCUAUUUGAUGUUACAAUAUGGACUCGUCACAUAUACCAUGAUCUUUUUCACAUGCAAAAAUGCAUUGAUUAUAGCACUUCAGACUUACAGAGCUUUCAUCCUCCUCAACGAUCGUUAUGUCCAUCCUAAACCACCUGAUUUGGAUAUGUUGGAGUCACACAAGUACCAUUCUCGUGAACCAUCACGCAAAUCUGUUUCGCAUCAGCGUAAACGUAAAAGCAAACGUGCGAAAAGCGAGGAACGCCAGCAUUUAUACAGUCCUCGUCGCGAAGCGAAACGAGAACGUCGUCGCGAGAUGGAUAUAUUGGAGGAAACAACAACAUAA
Cylicocyclus nassatus is the source of this 1182-nucleotide messenger RNA. The record is from the annotation of a GenBank genome assembly. Lineage: Eukaryota; Metazoa; Nematoda; Chromadorea; Rhabditida; Strongylidae.